Messenger RNA from Dromiciops gliroides (monito del monte), 1611 nucleotides. It is a transcript of the gene STAP2, whose product is annotated as signal transducing adaptor family member 2. NCBI's taxonomy places the organism in Eukaryota, Metazoa, Chordata, Mammalia, Microbiotheria, Microbiotheriidae. The record is from RefSeq and is a predicted model, not a curated record. Bases 92 to 1399 code for a protein of 435 amino acids. Gene Ontology annotation, molecular function: signaling adaptor activity. The transcript is spliced from 15 exons.
CGAACCUGUUCAUCUGCUUCCUGCUCCUGUUGUGUGUGAGCUGCCGGGCUCUCUGAGCUCCAGGAUUCCUGGCCCCUUCCUUCUCACAGCCAUGGCCACCGCCCCAGGGCCGCCCAGGGCCCUGAAGCCCAAGCCUACCCUUCCCUCCCACUACUAUGAAGGUUUUCUGGAGAAGAAGGGACCAAAAGACAGGGAUCCUUUUAGCCUCGACAGAUCCAUUCAGGACAAAACAGUCACGGAUCUCGAGGACUAUAAAAAAUUCUGGGCUGGUCUCCAGGGCCUCACUAUCUAUCUCUACAAUAACAACCGGGACCCCCAGUAUGUGGAAAAGGUGGACCUGAGAAACUUUUUGGCACUGACAGAUGAUGCCCCAAGAGGCAGCAGCACCAUGGACCCAGGCACUCAGUUCUGCCUGUCAUUGGAAGGUCAGGAGAUCAAAUUCAAGGUGGACAGCCUGGAGUCUCGGGAGAUGUGGAAGGGUUUCAUCAUGACAGUGGUAGAGCUGAAGGUCCCAUCCAAUCUGACCCUGCUGCCAGGACACAAAUACAUGAUGGCUGAGGCCCUGACCAAGGAAAAGGAUCGCCGGGCCCAUGAGAAGCCCCCCUGCUUCCUGAAUGUGAGUCGGGUGGAGGCGCAGCUGCUCCUGGAGAAACACCCAGACUGCGGGAACAUGCUACUGCGGCCCGGGAGCGACGGUUCGGGAGGAUUCUCCAUCACUACCCUCCAGAUACUCAAUGGGGCGGAGGUGGUGAAGCACUACAAGGUGAAGCGCGAGGGGCUAGGCUACGUCAUCGACGUGGAGGAGCCGGUCUCCUGCUCUUCUCUCCAUGACGUAGUGAACUACUUUGUUUCCAACACCAAGGGGGCUUUGGUCCCCUUCAGCCCAGAUGAGGACUAUGAGAAGGUCUUAGGGUUUGUGGAGGCCAACCAGGAGAAUGGAGAGAGCACAUGGACAGUCCCCAAGCUUCCAGCCCCCCGGGUGCCAGGAGAUGCCAAACAGGGCCAGCAGUUACCUGGCCCAGGCAAGCCACCCUGGUUGUCCACACCUCUGCCACCUGUGCCUGUUCAGGAUGAGAACUACAUUAUCCCCAUUGGUGAUGAGCCCACAACCCAAUAUGUGAAUGAAGAUGAAAUGGCCCAAUUCUGCCGUCUGAAGGCUCCUGCAUUGCCCGUGCACCGCCUGGCUGGCCCCAAACCCAAGAAACAAGGGAAGCCGCUGCCCAAAGUGCCACCCGUGACCAACAAGGCCAAGACAGAGCCCAAGGGCCUUGGUGGCCUCAAGAAAGCUGGCCCAGGCGCUUCAGUGCCAAAAUCUCCUUUUGGCACGUCCAUCUCCUCAGAUAUCACUGAGGAGCUGGAAAGGAAGCUGCAGCAGCGGAGAGCCAACCUAGAGGACUGACGCCGACCAGAUCUGUGGACAUGGCCUUGGGAUCAGGGAAGCCAGGCCCUCCUUUGGGCCCCGCCUCCAGCGGAUGCUGCCCCGGACGCCUCUUCCUCUUUUUGCUCCCUCCAGUUUUAGCCCUUUAGCAGGUGGGGCCCAUCUGGAGGUCCCCUCCUCUCAGGACACCUCAUUCCCUCAACGUGGAUAUUAAAGCUAAAGGAAUGCAAUGA